AUGAGUUCAUACAACUCUUCUGGAUUUGACGUAAAUUCUAAAGAUUUGGACAGCAGUGAGCGCCAUGAUCGACUGAGUGAGUUACCCGAUUCCUUAAUCCUUUCGAUUCUUUCAUUCUUGUCAAUGUACGAUGUUGUCCGAACAACCAUUCUCUCAAAACGUUGGAAAGAUCUCUGGGUCACCAUCCCUUGCCUUCAUUUCAUUAUUAUUCGUGAUAUUCAUUUUAGAUAUGUAGACUUUAUUAAUGGUGCUCUUGCACAGUGGAAAUGCUCCAAGAUGCUGAAAUUCUCCCUGCACCUGUCUUACCAAUUUGGUCAUUCCUUUGAUAGUGAUAUUCAUUCAUGGCUGCUUUUUGCAAUUGAAAAACAAGUGGAGGAGCUCUCUAUAGAUUUGGACAGUCGGUAUAGUAAUUUUGUCGCGCCUCAGCGUUUGUAUUCUUGCUCGUCUAUUACAAAAUUAUCCCUUGCUUUUCAUGACCUGGAAAUUGAGGACAAAGUGCAGUGGAAUAAGCUCAAGAGUUUGACAAUUAGAGUUGACGAAUCCUUGAGCGAAGAGGUCAUGAACCAAGUCCUCUGUGGUGCUCCUCACUUGGAAGAGCUGAUUUUGAGCUUUAGGGAAAUUAGUAAGAACUUAAACAUCAGAUCCACAAGUUUGAAGAUGCUCAAAAUCGAUGCGUAUACUUCGUCAUGUAAUGCUGCUGUGCUUGGAAUUUGGGCUCCUAAUCUCGUGACUUUAGAAAUUUCAGGUGUAGUUUAUCAUGAUUAUUCGUUGGUCCCUUCUUGCACUCAUGUAAUCCUCUCUUUGAAAAAGAGUGAUUGGGAGUUUCUGCCUUGUGAGAAUUUUACUCAAGUUUUUGGAAGCAUAAGCCAUGUUGAGAAGUUAACUUUAUCAGAAUGGUGCAUUAAGCUUCUUCUCUUCAUGAAGGAUAGAAAUAUGGAUGUGCCCUUCUCAAAUGCAAAGUUUCUAAAACUCUACGUUCAUGAAGACGACGAGAUGCUUGAUGUUUUUGUCUUUUUUCCCAAGCUGAUGCAUACAAUCAUUGAUCAUCGUGAUGAUAAGGAUCCUUCUUAUUUCGUAGCGCCUAAGCAUCUUGAUACGCUCGAUUAUCACAAGGCUUUUUUCCGCAGUCCCUCACUUGUCGAACUAAGGACAGUUGAGAUUACUUGGUCUGCAGGCGAUGCCUCUAUAAUCCAAGUGAUGGAAUGCCUAUCGGAAAAAGCUCACAAGCUCGAAAAGAUGGUGCUUCAACUAAGAAUGGCCGGAGAAGAGAAGACUCUGCUUGAAGAUAUAUACCCUAUUUGUUUAGGGCAUAUAUGCAUGUUUGGUAAUCUUUAA
This is a messenger RNA of Salvia miltiorrhiza (redroot sage), 1335 nucleotides long. RefSeq names its product F-box/LRR-repeat protein At3g26922-like. NCBI's taxonomy places the organism in Eukaryota, Viridiplantae, Streptophyta, Magnoliopsida, Lamiales, Lamiaceae. The record is from RefSeq and is a predicted model, not a curated record. The transcript has 4 exons. Gene Ontology annotation, molecular function: protein binding. Bases 1 to 1335 code for a protein of 444 amino acids.